AUGAAUAAAAUACCGUUUUUAAAAAAGAAAAAAGUUGAAGAGAAAAGUAGAAAAAUUAGAGCUAAUGAUCCUAAUGGCAAUGCUGAGCAAGAAUUUGCUGGUAACCAAAUAUCGACGUCAAAAUAUAACUUAAUAACAUUUUUACCUAAAAAUCUUUUUGAACAAUUUCGUCGAUUAGCUAAUGCUUAUUUUUUAUUUCUUCUAUGUUUACAACUUAUUCCACAAAUUAGUUCUUUAGCACCUGUUACAACUAUUUUACCACUUGUUUUCGUCUUGUCAUUAACAGCAAUAAAAGAUGCUAGUGAUGAUAUUGCAAGGCAUCGUAGUGAUAAUCAAGUAAAUAAUCGUGAAACUAAAACAGUAGUUGGACAUGAAUUAGUAACUAGGAAAUGGAAAGAUAUUAAAGUUGGUGAUAUGGUACGGUUAGAAAAUAAUGAAUUUGUAACUGCUGAUAUUGUGCUUGUAUCUACAAGUGAACCAAAUGGUCUUUGUUAUAUAGAAACAGCUGAAUUAGACGGUGAAACAAAUCUUAAAGCACGUCAAGCUUUAGAAGAAACAUGUGGUCUUGAAGAUCAUAUUGAUCAAUUAUCUGCUUUUGAUGCGGAAAUUGAAUAUGAAGCACCUAAUAAUAAUCUUGGACGAUUUGAAGGAAAUUUAACAUGGAAAGGAAAAACAUUGCCAUUGAAAAAUGAUAAUGUUCUUUUACGUGGUACUAGGUUAAGAAAUACACAAUGGGCUUUUGGAAUCGUUUGCUAUGCUGGUUCAGAUACAAAGUUAAUGAAAAAUAGUGGAAAAGCAAAAUUUAAACGAACUAAAAUUGAUCAUUUACUUAAUCGAAUCAUUCUUGGUAUCUUUCUCUUCUUAUUAAUAAUGUGUGCAAUAAUGACAAUCUGUAGUGGUUUUUGGGAAUCAUUUGUUGGUUAUGAUUUUCGUGACUAUUUACCAUGGGAAACAUAUGUAUCGAAAGAUCAAAAGAUUGGUGCACUUGAAAUAAGUUUAUUAGUAUUUUUAUCAUAUAUUAUUAUAUUAAAUACUGUUGUGCCAAUCUCACUUUAUGUCAGUGUAGAAUUUAUACGUUUAUUACAAUCUAAAUGGAUUGAUUGGGAUAUUAAAAUGUAUUAUGAACCAAAUAAUGUUCCAGCUCAAGCUCGUACAACAACAUUAAAUGAAGAAUUAGGACAAAUUGAAUAUAUAUUUUCAGACAAAACAGGAACACUAACACAGAACAUCAUGACAUUUAAUAAAUGUUCAAUACGAGGACAACUUUAUGGUUAUGUAACUGAUGAAGCUGGUAAUGAAAUACAAGAUACUGAAAAAUUAAAACCAAUUGAAUUUGAAGAAAAAGAUGAAGAUUUUGAAUGGUACGAUCAAAAAUUACUUGAUGCUAUUAAAAAAAAUGAUAAAGAUGUAAAUAAUUUUUUUGCAUUAUUAUCUAUUUGUCAUACGGUUAUGCCCGAAGAAAAAGAUGGAAAAAUUAUUUAUCAAGCACAAUCACCUGAUGAAAAUGCACUUGUUUCUGCAUCACGUACAUUUGGUUAUGUAUUUGUUGGUCGUACACAAAGUAGUAUUACAGUUCGUUUUCAAGAUAAAGAAGAAACAUAUGAUUUAUUGAAUAUACUUGAUUUUGAUAAUGAUCGUAAACGAAUGUCGGUUAUUAUUAAAAAAGAUGGCAAAAUAAUUUUAUAUUGUAAAGGUGCUGAUAGUAAAAUAAAAGAACGUUUAGAUCCAUCUGAAAAAGAUAUAAUGGCUGAAACGGAUGAAAAUUUGAAUAAAUUUGCUACGGAUGGUUUUCGUACACUUUGUUUAGCAUAUAGAGAAUUGAAUGAUAGUGAUUAUAGAACAUGGGCUGAAAAAUUUAAUAAAGCAAAUACGAGUAUGGAGAAACGAGAAGAAAAAGUCAAAGAAGCAUAUGAAGAAAUAGAAAAUCAUCUCAAAUUAGUUGGUGCUACAGCUAUUGAAGAUAAAUUACAAGAUGGUGUACCGCAAUGUAUCGAACGUUUAGCACGUGCUGGUAUUAAAAUAUGGGUUUUAACAGGUGAUAAAAUUGAAACUGCUUAUAAUAUUGGUUUAUCAUGUCGUUUAUUAACAAGUGAUAUAGAAACUUUUUUUAUUGAAGAAGAUAGUGAAGAUGCUGUCGAUAAAAAAUUACAAGAAGUUCGAAAUAAAAUGAUUAGUAAAGUUGAACAAUUAUUUGAUGUUCAUAUUGAAAAUAAAACGAAAAGACUUGAUUGGAAAGAUUGGGGUAUUGAUGUUAUGAAAUUUGAUCAAUAUAGAAGAAAUGAUAAUCAAAAUAAUGGUAAUGCAAAACGUACAAAUGAUCAUGCAACAACAACAAUGAAUACAAAUCCUCAAGAUCGUGAACAAUUUGAAGGUUUUGGUUUAUUAAUAACAGGUCAAGCAUUAGGAUAUGCAUUAAAAGAUAAAUUAAAAAUGAAAUUUCUUGAACUUGGUACAAUGUGUAAAGCUGUUGUUUGUUGUCGUGUAACACCAUUACAAAAAGCUCAAGUUGUUGAAUUAGUUAUGCAAAAUGAAAAAAAAAUUACAUUAGCUAUUGGUGAUGGGGCUAAUGAUGUAUCAAUGAUACAAAAAGCACAUAUUGGUGUUGGUAUUAGUGGACAAGAAGGUCGACAAGCUGUCUUAGCUAGUGAUUAUAGUUUUGGACAAUUUCGUUUUCUUGAAAGAUUACUAUUGGUUCAUGGUCGUUGGUCAUAUUUACGAAUUUCAAAAUUUUUACGUUAUUUUUUCUAUAAAAAUUUUGCAUUUACAUUAUGCCAUUUUUGGUUUGGAUUUUUUUCGGGGUUUUCAGCACAAACAUUAUAUGAUCCAUUCUUUGUGGCAACAUACAAUGUUUUCUUUUCUUCAUUACCAGUUUUGGCAUUGGGUGUUUUCGAUCAGGAUGUUAGUGCUGAUCAUUCAUUGAGCAAACCUCAUUUAUAUACACCUGGUCAAAAUAACGAGUUUUUUAAUAAAAAAAUCUUUGCUGAAAGUGUAAUACAUGGUAUAUUAACAUCAUGUAUUAUAUUUUUUGUUCCAUAUUUAUCUGUAUCGAAUACUACACGACCAGGUGGAAUGACACAAGCUGAUUUACAAUCAUUUGGUUUUAUAGUUGCAACAAUAAUGGCUAUUAUUGUUAAUUUAGAAAAUGCACUUGAAACAUGGUAUUGGACUGGUUUAUAUCAUUUUGUUUUAUGGGGUACUAUAGUUGUACAUUUUCUAUUUCAUUUUGCAUUAUAUUCAACAAUAAUUUGGAAAAUUUUUAAUUCAAAUUAUGCAUAUGUUGGUGUUGCACAAGCUGUUUUAUCAACAGGCAAUUUUUGGUUUACAUUAUUUCUGACAUGUGCUAUAUUAUUAUUACCGGUAUUUUGUCGAGAGUUUUUUCGUAUGCGAUUUAUGCCAAAUAAAACUGAUCGUGCACGAUUAAAUCAGAAAUUUCGUACUGAAGAAAAAGCAGCAUUUGUUGCACAUAUACAACAUAAACUUCGUCAAAGUAAACGUUCAAUUCGAUCAGGUUAUGCUUUUUCACAACAACCUGGUUGGGGUCCAUUAAUUACAUCUGGACGAAUGCAAUCGAAAUCUAUUACAUAUACUCGACAACCAUCACAUACUACCAACACAACAAUACCAAAAUUUCCUAAAACUCGAAAAACUCAUGUGGUUAAUGAAUUGUCACCAAAGAAUCCUGUAAAACCUGAUAAUAAAGCCCAAUCAGGUGCGCAACUUAUUCGUCUUGCUCAUAUACGGUCUUCAUAA
Rotaria sp. Silwood1 is the source of this 3750-nucleotide messenger RNA. The record is from the annotation of a GenBank genome assembly. NCBI's taxonomy places the organism in Eukaryota, Metazoa, Rotifera, Eurotatoria, Philodinida, Philodinidae.